Molecule: messenger RNA, 2524 nt
Organism: Bicyclus anynana (squinting bush brown)
Lineage: Eukaryota; Metazoa; Arthropoda; Insecta; Lepidoptera; Nymphalidae
Product: succinate--hydroxymethylglutarate CoA-transferase-like
Exons: 7
Molecular function (GO): protein serine/threonine phosphatase inhibitor activity; catalytic activity
Source: RefSeq, a predicted model, not a curated record
CGUAUUAAAUAAUUCAUACGCACCGACGCCUACAAACACGUAACAUCGCAGCGUUAAGUAAAAGUAAACAUAGAUUUCUAUCGUUCUUCGUCACUUAGCGUUGAAAAUUCGUCAUGGGGGUCGUAGCUCGAGCAACUUUUCGCGUUUUAUCAUCAAAAAAUAUAUUUGUAGCACCAAGUUUGAUUUUACGCGCCCAAAGUUUGCAGUAUUCGUCUAAAACCGAUGGUUUGCUCAACGAUGUUAACGUGUUGGACCUUACACGCGUAGUCGCUGGUCCUGUUUGCACUAUGACCCUGGGAGACUUGGGCGCGAAUGUAAUGAAAGUCGAGAGUCUAGAUGGAGAUGAGGCAAGGAAGUGGGGACCACCGUUUAUCAAGGAUACAUCUGAUUCUUACUAUUUCCUGAGUGUGAACAGAAAUAAGAAGAGCAUUUGUAUUGAUUUCAAAAGCUUAGAAGGAAAGAAAAUAAUUUAUGACUUGGCACGGAAAUGUGACGUUGUUGUGGAGAACUUUCUGCCGGGGAAACUGGAUAAACUUGAUAUUGGCUACAAUAAGUUGAAGGAGAUCAACAAGCAAAUAAUAUACUGUGCUAUCACUGGCUUUGGACCCACUGGGCCUUACAGGAAAAAGCCUGGCUAUGAUGUGAUUGCAUCAGCAAUGGGCGGCUUAUUAAAUGCCACAGGUGAGAGAAACGGGAACCCAGUAAAGCCUGGAGUAGCAAUUACAGAUGUCACCACAGGUCUUCAUGCCUUUGGUGCGAUCAUGACAGCUUUAUACUACAGAAACAAAACAGGGAAAGGACAGAAAAUAGACUGCAACUUACUCUCUACUCAGAUAUCCAGUAUGAUAAAUAUUGCAAAUAUAUAUUUAAACUGUGGCAUAGAAGGUCAAAGAUGGGGUACUGCCCAUGCUAAUCUUGUGCCGUACCAAGGAUUCAAAGCCAAAGAUGGUGACAUAGUUAUUGGGACAGGCUCAAAUGCACAAUUUGCUGACUUCUGCAAACUGAUAAACAAAGAAGAACUAAUCGCUGAUAAACGGUUUAAAGAUAAUGCUGCCAGAGUUACAAACCGUGAUGAAAUAAUCAGAAUUAUAAGUGAAGUUAUAAUAACUAAAACUAAAAAGGAAUGGGCGGAGAUAUUCAAAGAUGCCUCUUUCCCCAAUGGACCUGUAAAUAAUAUGCAUGAUGUGUUUGACGAUGAGCAUGUGAAAGAGAUUGGUUUGGUUAAAGAGUUACCACACCCUACUGCUGGUACAAUUAAGACAGUUGCACCUCCUACUGUGUAUUCUGAAGGUGGGAAUUCAGCUAGAAUUGCACCCCCUUUGUUGGGUCAACAUACAAAGGAUAUUCUGUCCAACUUCUUGGGUUAUCAUGAUGCUAAAAUUGAAGGACUUUUUGUGAACAAGGUUAUCAAAUAACAUGAAAUUUUAAAUAUUAAUUAUAUAAUUUACGAAGAGUCCGUGGAGCGGGUGGCGGUGAUCACGCUGCGGCCGACGCGCGCGCCGCCGCGGAAGAAGGUGGUGUGGACAGAGGACACUGUUGACAAUGAGCACAUGAACAAAAAGAAGUCCAAAUGUUGCUGUAUAUACGAGAAACCGCGUCGAUUCGGUGAGUCGGACUCUGAGGAGAGCGAGGACGAGUGCGAGCACUGCUUCGGCCACGUGGAGCACCGGCGGAAGAAGCAGCAAACCAGCACCAGCGCUGCAGUGGAGGAAGCAGUGGAGCAAACCGCAUCAAUAACGUUGCAGCCGUCGCAGCCCGCCGCACCGCCGGACAAACCACCGGCCGACAGCUAAACUAAAUAUUAUAUUAUAUACUUAAUUAUAAUUACCUUAUUAAUUGAUAACAUACUUAAAUAUCACCCAAAAUCGCUGAACUACAAUAAAAUAACAUAACACACGAGUUGAUCUUGAGAUUGAAAAAUCAGGCCCUCCUAAUGUGAUAAAUGGUUAAAAACCGCGUUCGAUGAUGAUGAAUUUGUUAAUGUUUGACUGUUUGUAAAUAGUGUGGUGGGUUUGAGCUGCAUAUAUCUUUUCCAUGAGGCGCGGGCCCAGCUGUGUGACUAUAGUAAUGAGAUCAUUAUUUUAUUAUUAACAAUUUUCAUAUUUAGAAAUCCAAACAGACUUCCAAAAGUAGACUAAUUAUAUCUAAUGAAGCGUUAAUAGCUCAGUGGUAAACCGGCCGGAUUCAUCACCGAGAGGUGGGGGUUCGAUCCAUGCCCGCUAGCCUAUUGUCUUACCCAUUCGAAACAAUUUAAUUGAAGGAGAUCAGGAAUAUUGGUCAUUUAUUUAAAAAAUAUGGUAAAUAUUUCUCAAAAAUUGCAGUAUCACAAUGUUAGGUAGCAUUUCAUGGGUAUUCAUGAAAUGCUAAAUUAAUUGAAUGAAAGUCAGGUAAAUUGGAACCUCUAUGUGGACCCAGUCAUUAAAUACAUAUUUAACUAAUAGAUUAAUAAUUGAAAUAAUUAUUGUUAUAAAAUGUUAUUAAGUGUUAAGUCAAAAUAUUGAAUGAAUAAAUAAAUAAAAAUUUA